AUGCCUCGUCCUGGGAAGAACUCUUACAGCGACCAGAAGCCCCCAUACUCCUACAUAUCACUGACAGCGAUGGCUAUCCAGAACUCAGCUGAGAAGAUGCUCCCUCUGAGUGACAUUUAUAAAUUCAUCAUGGACCGAUUUCCGUAUUAUCGAGAGAAUACCCAGAGGUGGCAGAAUUCCCUGCGACACAACCUGUCGUUCAACGACUGCUUCAUCAAGAUUCCUCGGCGGCCUGAUCAGCCGGGGAAAGGCAGCUUCUGGGCUCUGCACCCGGACUGCGGAGACAUGUUUGAGAAUGGCAGCUUCCUGAGGAGACGGAAGCGCUUCAAGGUGCUGCGCGCUGAGCAUAUGGCCUGCAAGAGUUCCCCGAUGAUGCAUUACUUUCACCAUCAUCACCACCACCACCCGGGCAGCAAGCUGAGCACAGCAUCCAGCCACCACGACCACUCAGCCGGCCCGGCAAGCACCGUGGGUCGGCUGCCUCACUUUCAGGGUUACGGGGGCAUUACUUGCGCACAGCCGGGCGGGUUUAAACACCCAUUCGCCAUCGAGAACAUUAUAGGACGGGACUACAAGGGUGUGAUGGCCAGCGGGCUCCCCCUCACCUCUGUCAUGCACCACCUGGGUUACCCAGUGCCCCCGCAGCUCAGCAGCGUGGUCAACUCCAUGUGGCCGCACGUCGGGAUGCUGUCAGAGUCCAUGGGUGGCGUGCCCAUGCCCGCGACAUCCGAGUACGCGCCCUUCAGCGUGUCAGCAAAGGGCCUGUACCACAACGCCAAUGGACAAACGAUGCCCGCCGUUCCCCUGCCAAUAAAACCCACCCCGUCUCUGGGUCCAGUGCCCGGCCUGACGGGGCUGCAGUCCGGCCCGGCACAGCUCUGCUCACCGGCCUCAGUAAUGGAGAAGAGCGAUCUGUUGGAGGGGAAAGGCAACCCUUUACACCCGGCCCUCCUGCUGUCCUAA
Messenger RNA from Seriola dumerili (greater amberjack), 963 nucleotides. It is a transcript of the gene foxb2, whose product is annotated as forkhead box B2. Gene Ontology annotation, biological process: regulation of transcription by RNA polymerase II; anatomical structure morphogenesis; cell differentiation. The transcript has a single exon. Lineage: Eukaryota; Metazoa; Chordata; Actinopteri; Carangiformes; Carangidae. Gene Ontology annotation, molecular function: RNA polymerase II cis-regulatory region sequence-specific DNA binding; DNA-binding transcription factor activity, RNA polymerase II-specific. Bases 1 to 963 code for a protein of 320 amino acids. The record is from RefSeq and is a predicted model, not a curated record.